GCACGGACAGAAAACGCGGCCGACAGACCUACACCAGGUACCAGACCCUGGAGCUGGAGAAGGAGUUUCACUACAACCGCUACCUGACGAGGAGGAGACGCAUCGAGAUCGCUCACGCCCUGUGUCUCACCGAGAGACAGAUCAAAAUCUGGUUCCAGAACAGGCGCAUGAAGUGGAAAAAGGAAAAUAAAACUGCCUGCUCCGGCUCCAACAGCCAGGAAAAACAGGACGCGGAGGAUGACGAGGAGGAAUGA
Messenger RNA from Pterocles gutturalis (yellow-throated sandgrouse), 254 nucleotides. RefSeq names its product homeobox C6 (gene HOXC6). The transcript has a single exon. Gene Ontology annotation, molecular function: DNA-binding transcription factor activity, RNA polymerase II-specific; RNA polymerase II cis-regulatory region sequence-specific DNA binding. The annotation marks the transcript as partial. Gene Ontology annotation, biological process: anterior/posterior pattern specification; regulation of transcription by RNA polymerase II. Gene Ontology annotation, cellular component: nucleus. Lineage: Eukaryota; Metazoa; Chordata; Aves; Pterocliformes; Pteroclidae. The record is from RefSeq and is a predicted model, not a curated record.